AUGUCGCAUGGAGGAUCAAAGGACCGGAGCCUGCAGGCUAUCGCUGUGGCUAUAGACGAGAUCAACCAGCUGCGUCAAGGCAAGUCCGUGUACGAGAAACGCGGGAACGUUUUCUUCCUCGCCGACCCUGAGAGAGUGAAGAAAUCGCUGCUAGCUCGGAGGGCCAACAUCACUACGAGCGAUCGAGGGGAUGACGUGCAAGCAAAUGUGCAUCGAGAUGAAACUCACACGCACAGCUCGUCGACGAGAGGAGAGGUUGAGCAGCAUCUCAAGGGCAGGCGAGUGACUCUACAAGGACUCAAGAGUGUGCAGUACAAUGGGAUGAAGGGGACCGUGCUGAAAUACGACGAGUCUCGGCAGAGAUUUGCAGUCAGAUUGGACGAGGAUGGGAAGAAAGCAUUCUUCAAGCUUGAAAACCUGACGGUCAUAGGAGGCGCUGCGUCGGAGGUGAGGGAGGAGUAG
Molecule: messenger RNA, 462 nt
Organism: Guillardia theta CCMP2712
Lineage: Eukaryota; Cryptophyceae; Pyrenomonadales; Geminigeraceae
Exons: 10
Coding region: 1-462 (153 amino acids)
Source: RefSeq, a predicted model, not a curated record